This is a messenger RNA of Talaromyces amestolkiae, 2805 nucleotides long. RefSeq lists its product as uncharacterized. Gene Ontology annotation, biological process: protein localization to vacuolar membrane; positive regulation of phosphatidylinositol biosynthetic process; vacuole inheritance. The record is from RefSeq and is a predicted model, not a curated record. Gene Ontology annotation, cellular component: fungal-type vacuole membrane; PAS complex. The coding region runs from base 1 to 2805 and encodes 934 amino acids. NCBI's taxonomy places the organism in Eukaryota, Fungi, Ascomycota, Eurotiomycetes, Eurotiales, Trichocomaceae. The transcript has a single exon.
AUGCCAUCCAAUGAAGCCUCUACACCGGCCAAUAGGCCUGCUCAAAGAUCUUCAUCCCGGGCAAGUCCAUCAUCCGGAACGGGUCGCAGGAGUCCUGCUCUCGACGGUGACACCAAAUCUCAAAACCAACCUCCACGCCUGACCGGACCAGCGAUAUCCCUGGUACCGCGAUUACCGACCCCAAGAAGUCUAUCUGCGUCGGCGUCGGGAAACAACUCGACCAAUUCGUCCCGCGAAACCUCUCCUGUCCGCCUCACUUCUCGCGUAGUCAGCAACAACCAUCAACCCGCCCCAAAUCGAUCAGUCUCGCGAACCAAGAACAGUAACAGCCCCAGCCCCAGUCGCGGCGCCAGUGGCACAGGACCUGCUUCUACCCCUACAACGACGGUCUCCUCUACGCUGUCUCCUGCCGCUGUGCAAAAGGCAUUCGCUCAACUCGGUAAACCCGAAUUACAACACCCUGCUCCCGCUGACAAGAACCUCGAUGUUUCCGACCCUGACCGUUCGAGUAUGCCACCGCCGCGCACAUCCAGACGGCGAAGUUCCAUCACAAAUGGUUCGCGGAGUCCUUCGCUGAAUAGUACCACUCCCAAACACUCGGAGACGACGACAGAGUCUCUCGCAAACAUAUCAACAAAACGGUCUUCAGUAAGCCCGGAAGAAGGUCGGGUGUCGCCAGUGAAAGCUGUCUAUGAUGAUUCUGAGAUCAGCGCCCGUCGUCCCUCUGGAAGGGGAACCGGUCAGCCCGGAACUGUCCUAGAGACAGUACAAGAGUCCAGUGUUCCGUCCACGCCCGUUUCGAUGCCAGCGAACUCCAUCACCGAGGAUGUACCCUUUAAAACCACCGAUGCUAUCCAACAAGCAGUGGAAAGUGGUAGUGAAAGCGGCGGAAAUAAAAGUUCUGGAUCGAAGGAAGAAAAACGCCGGUCUUCUAUUACGACUCGGCCAACUGGUGCUAUUCUGCCACAAAGAUCCUUCACGUCACUCAACAGCGGCCGAGGUAAAACAAGCGAUGGUUCGGUUCGGAAUAUGAUCGUCGAGACUGAAACCGUUACAUCCAUACCCCAGGUGGCUGUAGGUGUCGGUGCCGGAGAACGAGGCAGUUCGGCUCGCAACGAUCAAGGAGGGACCAUCAGAAUGAAACCUAGUGUUGAGACAAUUCGCCCUAAGAAGGAAAAGAAAAGAACUACCCGCAAACCAGCAAACCCUCCAGGUACGGCUUCCUCGAAGGCGGACAUAUUUGAAGCCAAAGUCGCCAGUGCUAUUGAUGACGCAGAUGUUUCUGAUUCGGAUGAAACUUUCGUCUACGAGUCUAACCCUCCGGAGCCACUGCCUAACCGACAUCGCUAUCAUUCUCGAACUCCGAGUGCGACGUCCAUGGCCAGCCAAGCCGAGCAAUUUGCGAGCCGGACUCGUCUUGCCGGUGGGGGUGGAAGUGGUGUGUCGGUGAAGCGAAGUAUGAAAUUUACCAAUAAUCAUAACAACAAUCUCGAUGGCGAUUUGGUGGAUAUGGAUCAACGGAGCGUCAGUGGAAGGGGCGAGACUAAUGGACACUCUGGUCGACAUCAUCAUAUUGGCCGCCAUGGUAGAGGAGGCGCAUAUCCUUCAAUAUUCGAUAGCGACUCUCCGUUUCCUCAAUCCCAACAACAGCCUCGCUCGCCUCGCCAUUAUAUUAGUAAUGGCUUCCGUCAAGGUCGACGAAACAACACGCCGCGCUCACAUCCCAACUAUCGCACAAUUGGCGGCCCCAAAAGCAUGAGCGAUGAGUAUGGAGACGAUUUCGAUGCUGAUGGUGCCGAUGACGAGCGCACGCCUUUGGUUAGCUCGAAUCGUUUGUCACGCAACCGCAAUGGUCGCAGACCGGGCAGUGCUAGUAUGCGACAGAUGGAGUAUCUCGAGCAUCGCCAACGAAAUUGCUUCUCUCGAUAUGGAGGAUGCGUGAUUGCGUCGUUUCUGAUCUUGAUCCUCAUAGGCGGUGCAGCGACUUUCCUAGCGGCCUUGUUGCGACCACUGUUAGAUGUGCAGGUCACUAAGCUUUCGAAUGUGCUCGCUUCAGAACAAGAGAUUAUACUUGAUGUUCAUGUCAGCGCGGUCAAUCCGAACAUAUUUCCCAUCUCUAUUUCAAAUAUAGAUGUCGAUAUAUUUGCGAAGAGUCGGUACGUCGGCAGCGACAAGUUUUGGCGUGAUCAUGGGCCACAUUCUCCGGACUUUCCCCGCGUUGAGCGUAGCAAUCUCCGUGCUCGAUUAGCUCAAUUAGUUCGGCUGCCUUAUUCAAGCGACUCUGAAGUGUCGACAUCUGAUCUUCAUACUAUGGAUGGUAUAGACCACGGCACAGACCCAAUUCCAUUCCCAGACGAUCCAGCUAGCGAUGCUCAGACAAUGUUGCUCGGCCGAGUUUUCGUUUUUGAUUCCCCCGUCAUUCUGGAUCCCUCCCCUUGGCGCCGAUAUCCCUCUGAAUCUGUUGGAGAGAUCCGUCUACCUAAACCCGGGAAUAAGACAGAGGAAGGUGGAACCGAGCGUUGGGAACGAGUAUUACAGCAUCCUUUUGAACUGAUCGUUCGUGGUGUUCUCAAAUAUUCACUGCCACUGACAUCGGGUGAGCGAUCUGCAUCGAUCAGUGCCAGAAUCCAAGUCCUCCCGGAUGAAGACGGUGACGAUGAUGGAGAAGGCGGCGGUGAAGACAACAAUGGCGGCAUUCCCAGUCUGCCAACCAACGAAACCGUCCGUAUCAACUUGAAAGAGCAUGUUCGUACUUCUGACGCAGACGAGGGAUAUAUCCUAGUCAGUCGAGCAUUUUCCUCAUAA